AAAUGUUGAUAACUAAGCAACCAAUGCAUAAACAAUUCAAUAACUAAAGGAUUAUAAAAUAAAUCAAUUUAAAUUAAAACAAACAUAUUUUUUUAAGGACGAAAUAAGAAGGCUUCACCUGAUUUGAGCCCAACAAUGGAGGAAGAAGAAAAGAAGAAGUAUACUUUGGAAAGUUUAUAUUAUCUAUAUUGUAAUUCUGUAGUUAAGUACUCAAUGGAAGUGGAUAAUACCGUCUAUGACAAGAUUUUGUUAUCGCAAAUUGAUAGCUGGCUUGCUCAAGCAAAGUUGUUAAGAACUUAUUUUACCCUAACUGAAACAGGAAUGAUUUACAUGAAGUUUAAGCGUUGGCGUAUUGACUAUGAAGAAUUUUUGGAGUUCUUACAAUUUCUAUGUGAAAAAACGACUAAAAUAACUAUCGAUGAUGUUAAAAAGUUACUACUUGAGGCUGGUAUUCCUGAAGGCAGAUCUGAAAUUGUUUACGUGAAAUAAGUCAACAGUAAAAAAAAAUUUUAUGUUCACAUUACAUAUAUAAGAAUACUUCCAAUAUUAUU
Messenger RNA from Teleopsis dalmanni, 551 nucleotides. RefSeq lists its product as uncharacterized. The record is from RefSeq and is a predicted model, not a curated record. NCBI's taxonomy places the organism in Eukaryota, Metazoa, Arthropoda, Insecta, Diptera, Diopsidae. The transcript is spliced from 2 exons. Gene Ontology annotation, molecular function: tubulin binding. Gene Ontology annotation, biological process: microtubule polymerization. Bases 136 to 489 code for a protein of 117 amino acids.